Molecule: messenger RNA, 2247 nt
Organism: Boleophthalmus pectinirostris (great blue-spotted mudskipper)
Lineage: Eukaryota; Metazoa; Chordata; Actinopteri; Gobiiformes; Gobiidae
Gene: plbd1a
Product: phospholipase B domain containing 1a
Exons: 11
Coding region: 130-1746 (538 amino acids)
Biological process (GO): phospholipid catabolic process
Cellular component (GO): extracellular region
Molecular function (GO): glycerophospholipase activity
Source: RefSeq, a predicted model, not a curated record
GCCAAUCAGGAAACACGCCGCCUCAAAAGUACCUUUACCAGUAAAUGGGAAGAAGCUAGUUCGUAGCUCCCUCCACUUCUUGUUUUCCCAGUCUGUGUGAAGAUCGCUGGAAACCUAUAGACUUCCAAAAUGUUUUUGACACGGUGGCAAUGUACUUGCGCUUUAGCUGCUAUUCUGUGCUCGGCUGCGACCUUCGCCUCCCCAAACAUGUCUGCAGCCACUGUUUACUGGGACCCCACUCACAAACUUGUGGUGCUGAGGGAGGGGGUUCUGGAGACUGAGGGGGACGCGUAUGGCUACCUGAAUAAUACCUUGAACAGUACUGGGUGGAGUGUCCUGGAGAUCCGGGCGGGCUAUGGAAUGACCAAGCAAGAUGAACUCACCUUCUAUCUGGCUGGAUACUUGGAAGGCUUCCUAACAGCACAACAGAUCAUAGACCACUGCACCAAUAUGAUGCCACAGUUAAUCCGUGACAUUAAGACACUCGCCCUUGUUGAAAAUUUCAUGGAUAAACAGGAUUCAUGGGUCAGAUCCCAAGUGAAAGAGAAACAGAGCGGUGAUCCUCUGUGGGCGCAUGCAGGCUUCAUUAUGGCACAGAUGGACGGACUACAGGCUGGGGUCGCUGAUUGGGCCAAGAAAAAUGGAAAAAGGCCACUCACAAAGUUUGAAGUGCAGUUUCUGAACGGAGUUGGAGAUCUGCUGGAUCUGAUCCCAGCCCUGAACCCCUCCCACCCUCCACUCCGAGACUUAAAACUUCCUGGGAUGGGGCACUGCUCCGCCCUCAUCAAGAUGCUUCCUGGUUUUGAGAACCUGCUGUUUGCCCAUUCCAGUUGGUACACUUAUGCUGCCACAAUGAGGAUCUACAAGCACUGGGACUUCAAUAUUGCAGAAUCAAACACAGCUACUGGAAAACUCUCUUUCAGCAGCUACCCAGGAUUCUUGGUGUCCCUGGAUGACUUCUACCUCUUGGGCAGUGGCCUGAUGAUGACACAGACCACCAACAAUGUCUUCAACACCGAUCUCUUUAAGUUGAUCACCUCUGGGAGUCUAUUUGCUUGGCAGAGGGUUCGACUGGCCAACAGCCUAGCCUCUACAGGAAAGGAGUGGGCAGAGAUUUUCUCCCUCUAUAACUCUGGCACUUACAACAACCAGUACAUGGUGCUGGACAGAAAUAAGGUGAAGCUGGGGCACAGUGUGGAGGAUGGUGCUCUGACUGUGGUGGAGCAGAUCCCUGGAUUUGUGCAGUCAUCAGAUCAGACUCAAGCUUUACGACUAGGUUACUGGCCAUCCUACAAUAUUCCCUUUCAUGAGAACAUUUACAAUCUGAGCGGGUACGGGUUGAUGUGGCAGAAGUUUGGAGAGGACUUCUCUUAUGACCUUUGCCCCAGGGCCAAGAUCUUCAGACGAGACCAGGCUACGGUGACAGACCUGAAAUCACUCAAGCAUAUCAUGAGAUACAACAAUUACAAGAAGGAUCCAUAUUCCAAGAACGACCCCUGCAAAUCCAUCUGCUGCCGCAAUGACCUGAAGGCAGUGAACCCCUCUCCAGGAGGCUGCUAUGACACUAAGGUGACAGACUACAAAAUGGCUGCGGACUUCAGAGCUGAGGCAGUGAACGGGCCCACCUCACAGGGCGGGCUACCACUGUUCAGAUGGGACAAGUUCACAAACAUUAGCCAUGUGGGACUGCCGCGCUUUUACAAUUACACGUUUGUCCCAAUGGAGCCUCUUCUCUUCAGUCCUUGAUUUUUGAUAUACAGACUAUAGACAGGUAUCACUGAUAUCACUGGUAUCACAGGUAUCACAGGUAUCACUGGUAUCACUGGUAUCACAUGUAUCUGGUACUGGGAGCGAGUGCACAUGUACUGUAAAUACGCAUGUUCUGUAAAUGGGGGGAAGGGGGUAAGAUUUUGUAAACUGCCAAAUCCAAAGUAUUUUUAAAUAUCUGGUUUACAGAAGACAAGGAGUUAGAUGGUGUUGUAUCCAAUGUUAAUUUGUAUAUUAUGACAAUGUGCAAUGUUUCUAAAUUUAUUUGAUUACUCAGGGCUCUUCUACUGUGGUGGCUUGAACUAUUUGUAUUUGAUAUUUUACUGAUCCUAAGAAAAUUCAGGUUUUAGCCUUACAAAUUUACCCAGCAGUCAACACUGAAUAAUUGAAUAUGAAUCUCAUGGUAUGAAAAAUAACAACUGGCUUAUGUUGUGAUUGUUGUUUCUAGCAUUUUGAAAUAAAAAUGUAUGGAGUGUUUAA